Messenger RNA from Scleropages formosus (Asian bonytongue), 1281 nucleotides. RefSeq names its product zinc finger CCCH domain-containing protein 4-like. Gene Ontology annotation, biological process: negative regulation of DNA-templated transcription. NCBI's taxonomy places the organism in Eukaryota, Metazoa, Chordata, Actinopteri, Osteoglossiformes, Osteoglossidae. The annotation marks the transcript as partial. Gene Ontology annotation, molecular function: metal ion binding; RNA binding. Gene Ontology annotation, cellular component: nucleus. The record is from RefSeq and is a predicted model, not a curated record. The transcript has 7 exons.
AAAAAGGGCAAAAAGCAGGACAACAGAGUAGAAGACCGACAGCAGUGCCGGAGGGGCAGAGUAAACGGCCCCCCGAGCUUUGUGAAGAAACAGCCGUAUUUGUCGCAGGAAUUCAUCAGCCAGCACGCGAUUCAGCGUGACGGACGACUCUUCUGCAAGUUCUUUCUCAGCGGGAGGUGCAUCAAAGAGGAAGCGUGCAAGUUUGAACAUGAGUUUGUGGUUCCGGACAAGAAGCAGGAACUCUGUAAAUUCUACGUACUGGGCUUCUGCACCAAAGGAGCGGAUUGUAUCUACAUGCACAAUGACUAUCCGUGCAAAUUCUUCCACACAGGGACAAAGUGUUACCAAGGAGACCACUGCAAGUUUUCCCAUGAUCCCCUGACAGAGGUGACAAGACCCCUGUUGGAGAAGGUUCUAAACAAAAAUGAGGAAGAUGAGGGAAAACAGGAGAAUUCGGUUCCCUCGGCCACAGCGCCCCCACCUCCGUCUACUGACAGUAAACCACUGCAGCUGGGUCUCAGGCCUAACUUCUACAACAGUUCCAGUCUGUUGUCAGGGCCCCCACUCCCUUCAGUGUCGUUGGUCACUGCAGACAACCCAGCUGAAAGCCUCUUCCCUCCAUUGCCUCCCCUGGAACCACUUAACAGCCCCAGUUCCAGCCCACAUCCUGUUGUGCCCCCUGGAGAUUCUGAUGCUGAGGACCAGAAGAUCGAGGCUAAAGUGGGCCAUCUUCAGCCCAUUGCUGUACGUGGAGGUUCCACAUAUGAAGAGCAGGACACUGAGGCGAGGCUAAAGGACACUCCAGUGGUCAUUCCUCUGGAUCUGUUACCAGGGGUGGUGCUGAAGGACCCCCGACGUCCAUACCAAAUGCUCGGUGAACUCACUUUGUCCUGGCCCGCCUUCGCUCACGCUGUGGACUCUCUGCACAAGUACAAGUCGCUCUCCUGCACCCCUCUGCUCAACAACAGCACCCAAGAAGCCCCCGCAGCAAGCUCUGACAAUCAAACCGGAGACACUUCAGGCACAAUGGAAGUUCGGUCCUUGACCACGGGUCCCGUGGACCCCCCAGGGGUGCCCCCAGGUCAGGAGGGCGACGUGCAAUAUGAGAACACUGCUGCUCCUGCAGUGCACAACCUGCCAGUCCUUCCUCUGGCCACAUGGGGGCGCCAGGCUCACACAGCACCAUCCCAUGUUGGAACCCAAGUGAAGACCACCUCUGUGUUUCAGGACAUGUUUAAAACCCCACUGCCUUUGCUGUCCUCAAGUGACAACACUGUGUAG